Messenger RNA from Dicrocoelium dendriticum, 6743 nucleotides. Lineage: Eukaryota; Metazoa; Platyhelminthes; Trematoda; Plagiorchiida; Dicrocoeliidae. The record is from the annotation of a GenBank genome assembly.
GGUUCUCCUUACCUACCAGCCAAAUAAUAGCACCUUUUCCAGAUGUCUCUUGCAGAUCAGCUUAAGCGUUUAGCCGUCCCGGUUGUUACAAGCUAUUCCGUGGAUCUUGUGCGCCGCAAGUCUUUGGUAUACGACGAUCCUUCCAAAGUUGAUACGCUUACUUGCUACCAAAAAAGCGUGAAGGCCUUUGAGACACUAGUCCAACGUGAUAAUGUGUUUGCUGCUUUCGCGCAAACGCUCUUCGCUGAGACUUCAUGCAGUUUGGAAAUGUGCAACUUGUUUGAUGCAGAGAAAAAGCAGCUGGACGAUGUGAUCUCACGAUUCUUAUUUUUUAUCUCUCCUUUCCUUCGAUUCUCUGAGGUACUGCAUGCUGUUGAGUGGUUGGUGCACAAAUUUCAGGUUCACAUUUAUUAUGUCGAAGACUUUAUCCGUUGCGUUAUGCCUUAUCACGAAACAGGUGUAUUUCCAAAGUUUCUGCAACUGAUUGACUUCAACGCGUGUCCAUCGGAGUUUAGAUGGAUGAAACCUUACGCGGAGGCUGGUAAAAGUAUGUCACGACCUCAGCUGUCUCGCGAAUGCCUUCGUCAACCGUCAUUAAUCCCCUUCCUAUGUGGGCUAUUUUUGAAUGCCAUUAAACUCUCCAAAGAGUGCAAUCCCGGCCGCCUAAACGAUCUGGCAAAUUUCUUCCUCUCUACUCUCACUGCCCUGUGCGACAAGGGCAUCCCGGAUACCCAACUGGCCAACGUGGUCGAUUCAUUCCAAUAUGUGAUUCAGUCAGGGUUACGUGCCGAGCACUGUCCCCCGUUCCAAUCAGCCGCCUGUUUGAUAGCAAUUCGUUUAAGCUUGAAGCUGAGGCUGAAUCACACUCUGAUUCUCAACUGGAUCGAAGCGCUGCUGCGACACAGUCGUCCCACCAAUGCUUGGGAGUCUCUGCGUGUCAUCAUAAAACUAAUGAGGCACCAACAGAUCCCAUUGCUGCCGGAGAAAUUUGCCAAGCGAUACUCCAAACUGUGCGCAGAACUUUCCACGUCCGAACGCGAACUACUCGAGGCAGAGGAGAAUCUGCUUAUUGAAAAGUCGGAUGCCAAUCAGUUGGCCGUAGAUGCUCUGAAAAACAAGCCACACGUGCAGGCAGCGACCAUGUUGGUGGAUCUUGAAAUCCCCGAACCUACCUCCAGAGCUGCCAUCACGCCUGCUCACGUUCCUGAUAAUGUCGAACUUCUUCCGGAUUUUCAGUCACAGUUGAACGUUCUUCAUGCUCUGAUAGCUUCACUUCCUGAUCCCGGAGGUGGUUGUCUCUUCAACAAUGAACAGUGCCCUUGCCCCAAGCUAUCCAGUGUUCACUGUGAUCAAAACUGGCUGUGUGAUCUCUUGUACCCUGUACUAUUGUCGGCAUCUUCAAGUUCAUUUGCCGCUUCACGAUUUGAUCUUCGUCGAACUCAUCGGCUACUCGAGUGCACGCGCAGAGCCAUAGCAGCCCACGUCGAGGCCUUUCGUUUACCUUUCUCACCACCGAACACUCGAUCUUCAAGUGCUGCUAAGAGCCCCUCCAACCAACGAACACCUUCAUAUAGGCCGUCUUUCUCAAAGACCCAACGCACAUUAGAACAUGGAUUGGACCGAGCUUUACCAUUACUGAUCGCAUUUUUGUCGCACCCUGCCGCUUCCGUUCGAACCGAAGUUUACCGUAUGUUGGCUUUCUGGCUAGCCGAGUUAACGCGCAACGGGUGGACUGCGGAUGAAACAAUCAAUCCUUUUCUUACAGAGACACUUCGCCUCCUUGGGGCAACUGGCGCAGUGAAUCCUAUCACAAACACAACUGAAUUGUUACCCGAGGCAUUGGAGGGCCUGUUACUGGGUGAUCCUCUCUUUAAUUUGGGCACUUCGGCGCCUCGGCUAGUCAAGGUUGCCAUCCAUUUACUGUUUAGUGAAUCCUUAUCCUUCUCACCUGGAGUUAUGGACAUACCAGUGCUCUUGUGGACGUACGGCCUGCGUUUCCUAUCGGACAGUGGCAUCAGCGAACUCUUCCACGUCCGGUCAUCCAGUGCUUGGGUGGAAUUUCUGGACCUCAUUCGACGCGGGAGCGUUGUCUACCCGGCUCUCCACUCAGCUUGCCUCUCACUCCUCACCCCUGACCUGUUCUCUACAUUGCGUUCUUUGACUUCCAGUAAAGGCACACCUCACGGGGGAUUAGCGGGAGAAACGGGCAGUGCUCAGUUGCAGUUGCUGGAUGCAUUGCAUGACCUGGCGAUGGCGGAGACGUCCGACUACAACCUGGUCGAAACAGUGCUAACAAGACUUUCAUUGGGUACUCAACAUUUGGAUUACCUUCUUGUCAAGUUGGACACCUCCAGAGCUGCGAUAGCACACUCAGCCAAUAAAUCACUCUACGCUCGAGUAAUUGAAGCUCGCGAGCACCGCCGCCAGCAAUUGAAGCAAUCGAACACCCCAGCUGGAGAAGACUCCACAGAAGUGACCAAGUUGACGAACAUACACAGCACCAGACUGAGUACCCAACGUUUGAAGCUACUCGGAUCGCUGCUAAUCAUUAUUACCGACUCCGUUGAGCGAUUGCAUUCUUCUGGGUCCUUGCAGUCCGCAAAAUCCGACCAGAACGAUUCCGUUUUACACAUACUCUCUAGACUCACCCCAGAUUUGACUGUGAAUUCCAGAUCAAUCCGCACAUUGUCCAGCCAGAAGCCAGACGGUGUUUCGAUUCUUGUCUUGCUUACCCCACUGGUGAACCACCUCGUUAGUCUACUCAAUGAGGCUCACACCUCGGCCUCUCCAAAGUCGAUCACGAGUGCAUCUGAGUCUGAUGACGAUGCUGAUACUUCAGUUGGACCACUUCCUAUGGACCUCGAUUUGUCUGGCUGUGCUGAUACUCCCAAAUGCGUUGGUUCACUCUCUCCCUGUAUGCCGUCACUUGUUCGCCACUGCGUGUAUCGUUUGUUAGUCUGUAUGACUGCCAUUCUUGCAGAAAUUAACCGCACAUCUACGAAAAGGCGUCCUCGGCGUUUGCGUGUUCCAUCGUCUCCGGACACUCACAGCACAUCCACCGCUCUCCUCGCUGCACAGUCAGCUGUGGAUCCUGUGUUUCAGUGCCUGCCAACCUACCCGGAUUGGGCUGCUCUACAUCAGCAGGUGUUGUUGUGUUUCGUCGAGCUGGCGGCUAUGUUCCCAGUUGUUUUGUGCGAACGUCUCGUGAGCCUCAUUCAGUGGGUCACAAACAGUCCUCAAUUCAUGCGCCUCGACACUGUGCACAGUUUGUCUCUUGUCGGGCGCCUCAUCGUGAUCGCAGUUCCCGCGCUAAUACAAGCCUCAACAGACCAAACCAAGUCGGCCCUACAAGUGCUGGUUCUAUUUGUCGACGGUUUACCCGCUUUGACAGGUCGCUUCCCAAAACGUCGUUUGGCAUUUUACACCGGUCUUAUUCGUGGUCUGGCUCAUUCUACCAGUCCGUUUGCCUUGGAGUUUCUGUCCACUACACCGAUCAAAGGCAAUCUCAUCAAGUCGGAUAAGCAGAAACGGCGAUUGGAGCGCCAACAACACCGCACCAUCGUCGAACGUUGCAAACAGGCCUGGAUUGGCAGUUGGUUGUGGGCCACCUCCCUAGUUUUUCUCAAUCGUGAUUGGUUCGACAAAGCCACAGCCGAUCAAGUUGUUCCCUUACUGCUCGAAUUGCACAACCAGUUUGCUUGGGAUGUGCAAGUGAACGCGUGGUACGAAUGUCUCACCUUUUUCCUAUGGGUGAGCAAACAUAAUAGCCCUUCGGGAGGCAUCGCUCGGUCCAAAAAAUUGUCGAUCUCGGAUAUGCACGCUCCUCCGCUUGAGGUCGUAGAUACAGAGAUUUCAUCUCCACCAUCGAAACGGAGACUCACAGAUCCAGGAACGAGCGAUCGUACCUCGCAGGCACUCGAGCUUUCCAUGGAUCUCACUGUCGACAAACUGUCAUCGCCUCGAGUCACCGAGGCUCUAGUCACCGCAUUGUUCGGGGGCGAAAGCGACCGCUCCAUGACGGUGAAUUCCACCAGCCCAUCGUUUAGCAUUUUCUCCAUGUGGUCAUUGAUUUCUCGGGCUGUGCAGUUGCUCAACUCCUUGCUAUCAGAUCCAACUUAUGAUCAUAAGCUGCAAACCGCAUCGAACGAUCCGCUGGGUUUUGGAGCCGUCUAUGGUCGAUUGGUUCAGCAAAUCGUACAACUCAUGCUGAACGCAUCGGCCGUUCUGACGGAUGAUGUGACAACACCGACGUCCACUGGACCCAGUGAACCAUCCGCCAUGCACAGUGUGAAACAGACACUGACUGGAUUGCAGACCAUUUUAAUUCAGAUUCACGAUUCAGUCUCAGGUGACACCUUCAUUCGCAUGGUUUCCGACCUAUUCGAUUCAUCGCACCACGGUCUUCGACGAAAGGCACUAGAUCUACUAACAGCUAAGCUGAACAGCCUCACCGUAUAUAGCGAGCCUUCCCCCAUUUUGUUUGACUCCAGCAUCAUUCCUGUCGCGGAGGACAAGGUGAAGAAGCGAGCCAAACGUCGCCGCUCUCGUCAGAUUGAUCUAACAUUGCAAUCCGGUCUGGUGCGCUUCACCGCUCAACUUUCCUCGCAGUACGAUCUAGGCUCCUGUUAUGCUCGUGGACAUUCCGGAACCACUGGUACCCCCCAUCCAAAACCUUCGGAUCUACGCGCUUUUGGUUCUUCUUUCUCCAGACAAUGCUUAGCUUGCCUCCGUGAUCUGGCCAGACUUUUGGCCUCUCGUUAUCCUGGUGAAUUUCUUCGGACAAUGGACAUACUGAUAGCAAAUCUCGUCUACUGGUGGCCGUUAUCACCCACGGUUGAUGGGUCUAACCGUCCCCGUGAACCUCGAGGUUCAGGUUUGGCUGAAUCACGUUCUCUUAUGUGCCUUUUCUUCGUGGAAUGCCUACAACGUCUGCCCGCACAAUCGCUUUGCCCGGAUGCUAGCGCCACAGUACAUCGUUUAGGCUCUAUUCUUGCCUUCUCGCUUGAUCACACGAUAACCAGUUGUCAUUUGGCACGUUCACCCACGAUCACGGUCGAGUGGCUUCAACAAUCGGGCAAAGAUGUUGUUUCAUCGACCACCUUGAUGACCGGACUGGUCCAUUCACGACACGAACACUUGUUGGCCGGCCUGACCCUUUUGGACAACCUGCUCGAAUUGGCGGUGGUCAAUCGAAGGAUAGAAGCUAGUUCCUCGGACUCCUCCACAUCCCGUGUGCAUUGGCUUCAAUUCGACUCGGACAAUCGCACCACUUCAGCAACCUAUUCUUGUCGCAUGUCGGACAUUUUACUCCGCCUCGUAUUUCAACUAAGUCAGCUCAACAUUGCUUCUGCCACGGGCGCCAAUCUGGAGCGUUCUGGUCAUACGUUGAGGCAAAUCACCGCUUUCAUUCAACAAAUACGUCAACUGUUGAUGCACGUCACGGAUGUCGGAAACCUUUUGGAGGCUGUACAGCGCAUUCUGAAGGAUGCUUUUAUUCGACCCGAUGUGUUAGUCACACAAGGAGCUCUUCUCUUCUUGGGCGAUUUGGCCGAACUGGCCUUCCGGGAUUCUCGGACCGAACAACCGACCAUUGAGAACCUUCGCAAGGGAUGGAUUCAGAUCUCCACCACUCGUCCGGACUUGUUGCAGCACCUUGUCACUUUCAGUUUACGCUCCACCACUUCUCCUGCGUACUCUAAUACCACAGCACGGAAUGCACUGUAUCAUGCUGUCUCGGCGGUGUUAGCAGCAUCGCCUAGUGAAGUGCGUUUGCGACUUUGCCACAGUGUUUUCGCAUGGGCGGUCACCAUUGGCCAGGACCGUACGGAGAAUAAGUCAGAGCAAGUGGCUUUGAAUGCCUCAUUCGAUCGUCUAUCGAUGACUUUCUGCAUUAUGUCUGGACUCUCGGAUCGCAUUGGUUCCGAAGCCUUUUCCGAACUCAGCAAACAGCUCUGUCUGGUCGAUUAUGUGGUCCUUAGUUUUUACAUAGCCACCGGCCGCAAAUCCAAAGGUAUUCGCAAAUUGGCUGAACGCUUGAGUCUGAAAUCGUGUAUUGGACAGCUAGCUAAUGGAGCGACUGAAGAAGCACUGCGCAUGAUAAGCUCUGCCGUCGAAUGUCUGAGAAAGUGGCUCUUGUGUGAGAUCCAGACUAUCAGGUACUUAGACCUCUCUUCCGGUGGCCACACGGUCCUCGAACUUCCUGCUGCGUUCGUCUCCCUGCUCGAUGUCACAAGUGUUCGAGAUCCAACUGAGCCUAUUGUUGGGCCACCUCCUAUUACGGAAUUCCACCUCGCUCAAGCUCUCGAUGCAUUAGUUGAUUCUAUUGCUGCGGACGAGGCUCUACUUCGCCCGUUAGGCGCUGCUCUUGCUUCACGUGUCAUUCAUGGUUCACAUUGGCGUGUACGACUUGCGGCCAUUCAUCUUCUGAAAAAUACCUUCGAUCGACUGGCCUCCUCAGAUAAUAUUGACGGGAGCAUGCCGGCAACGGCACAUUGUUUGGUUUCAGAUACGUUAUCGGCCUUGUCGGAAGCACUGGAGGAUGAUCGAUCGGAAGUGGAAACAGCGGCUAACAAGCUUUUCGCGGAACUUGAGCAACGAGGCCUCAGCGGUCGGACCGAGUCUUCUUAAUUCCUUCCUCUUCUUGCUUACCGCGUGCUUUCUUUCGCUUUCUUAUCCACCCAUCGACAUCCUUUGUGUACAUUGCGUCCCUGCUCUUGUGAAUAGAUCUAUGCCUGUCUAUGAAA